UCUAGAAAAUAGAUACUUAAUCAAGAUUUACUUUAUAAAAAUAAUCAUUAAUAAUAUUAAUAAUAUCUGAAAUAGCUCUUUUCCAAAAUUUAAACAGAUUCAAAUAUGUUGAAACCAAAAGCACUAAUAGAGGUUCUUAGCCAAGCUAACACAGGAGGUGUAGAGAUAACCUUAUUAUUGAACCUUGAGGGUACCCUUUUGGCAUAUAGUGGCUAUGGAGAUAAAGAUGUUCAAGUUACAGCCGCUAUAGCUAGUAAUAUUUGGUCUACUUAUGAAAAGAAUGGAAGAAAUGCCUUCAGAGAAAAUCAUCCGCAAUUGAUACUUAUGGAAUGUGCUGAAGGAAGGGUAGCUAUUACACAAGUUGCUAAUCUACUCCUUUGUUUAUAUGCGAAGUGCAGCGUGGGGUUUGGAAUGUUAAAACAAAAAGCUGAAGCCUUAGUUGAAUACCUAGAUGGACCAUUGAAGCAAAUUGCAACAGCUUGAGACAACUAAUAGAGAUUAUUCGGUACAACAGCUUUAAAUAUAUGUACAUAUGAGAUUUUAUAUAAUGGAGUGGAAUGUAGCAAUUAUUCUUUCUUAUACUUCAAUCUAAUUAAUAGCUAAUGGUAUAUAUUUUUUAUUCAGCUUAAAAAAAAUAUAUAAUCUAUUUUUUCAUGAAAAUGUUUUUGGGUAGCUAUUGACCUCAACAAUUAUCGAUUUAACUAAAUUGUCCCACCUUUCUGUGAGAAAUCAAAACUUCAAUAUAUUUAAAAACACAA
Harmonia axyridis is the source of this 758-nucleotide messenger RNA. RefSeq names its product ragulator complex protein LAMTOR2 (gene Lamtor2). NCBI's taxonomy places the organism in Eukaryota, Metazoa, Arthropoda, Insecta, Coleoptera, Coccinellidae. The transcript has 2 exons. Gene Ontology annotation, biological process: cellular response to amino acid stimulus; positive regulation of TOR signaling. The coding region runs from base 106 to 483 and encodes 125 amino acids. The record is from RefSeq and is a predicted model, not a curated record. Gene Ontology annotation, molecular function: guanyl-nucleotide exchange factor activity; molecular adaptor activity. Gene Ontology annotation, cellular component: Ragulator complex.